AUGCCUCUACUCUCGCUCCUGAUUGUUGAGUGUGAAAACCCCAGGAGGAGAUCAGCAGUUUCUGAAAGAUUCAAACCUGCUCAAUCCAUCUGGCUCAAACCAACACCCAUGGUGCAGUGUAAGAAAGUCACACUUCACUUCCAACCUGGUAGACGCUGGGUUGCUGCACAAUCCCUCACAGAGUCAGGAGUUUAUCAGCCUGAUAAAGAGCUCAGUGUGGAUAUCGGAGACUCGGCGACUCUGCAGUGUUGUGAACAUGUUACUAUUGAAUCAGAAACAUCUAAACCAGCUCUGGGUGAUAAUUCAGUGGGCUGUGAACCAACACUGCAUGGAAACAGCACUAACAUGAACACACAAGAGAAAACAGUGCUCGGUUUGGGAACGGCUUUGGGUUUGUGCGCACUUCUGAUUUUCUGUCUCAUUUAUUUCAUACUGAGGAGAAGAAAAUGGGAUAAAAUAAACGCUUCUGUAGAAAAUUCUCCAGGAAUGAAUCAGGAAUCUGAAGCUGAAACACUGAAUUAUGCAGCUGUGCAUUUCUCUAAGAGGAAACCCAAAGCUGAAACAAAGAAAUCUGGUUCAUCAGAUGAGUGUGUGUACGCUGAUGUGAAGAAAACUGCACGCUGUAACAUAAAUGAUUCAUAAUAAAUGGAGAAACACAUGGCAGAAGCAGUGAAAAUGUUUCAGCAGGUUAAAUAUCUCGACUGUGUGUUAAUUUAUUCCAUAUUUUUCAUUACAAGCUUUUAAUCACUCAAAUAUUAUUAAACUAUUGUUAAAUAUUUUUGCUCGUUUCAGCUGGACAGAUAAUUGAUCUGCAGAAUGAUGAACGGAUUUCUAGAAGCAAAGUGACUGUAUUUGGUGAAAGUACAAAAAAAGGGGGGAAAAACAGAAAGCUGAUAAUAUUUUUAUAUUUGUUCACAAUAGUUGCAUAAUAAUACAUAUUAAAUAAAUUUGCCCAUAAUCAUGAUAUUUUUAUUCACUGUCGCUAAACGUUCUUUAUCCCCUGCAGACCUGAUUUUUUUUUCUCCUGAACAAAAAAUUGUUUCCACAGCUGAUUUGUACUUUUCUUCAAUGUUGAA
Neoarius graeffei (lesser salmon catfish) is the source of this 1076-nucleotide messenger RNA. RefSeq lists its product as uncharacterized. Bases 1 to 642 code for a protein of 213 amino acids. The transcript is spliced from 7 exons. The record is from RefSeq and is a predicted model, not a curated record. Lineage: Eukaryota; Metazoa; Chordata; Actinopteri; Siluriformes; Ariidae.